Dioscorea cayenensis subsp. rotundata (Guinea yam) is the source of this 1144-nucleotide messenger RNA. RefSeq lists its product as uncharacterized. The record is from RefSeq and is a predicted model, not a curated record. The transcript has 3 exons. NCBI's taxonomy places the organism in Eukaryota, Viridiplantae, Streptophyta, Magnoliopsida, Dioscoreales, Dioscoreaceae. The coding region runs from base 218 to 1012 and encodes 264 amino acids.
UGCAGAAACAUAAUAUAAUAAAUAUGGGUAGAUAAGAUGCAUUUCAUCAAAUUCAAUCCAUGAGAUCUUUUGCAUAAGUUCCCCACAACUUGAAGCCUUUGCACUUGUCCAAUUGAGUUCUCACUUUCUUUUAUACUAUUGUUCCUCACUAGCUUUUGUGAUCCUCGUCUCCUUUAUACUUAAAAGGAAUCGGAGAGUUUCACUCUAACCUUUUUCGAUGGGAGGCAAGCAAUCAAAGGAAGCAGAGCGCAGGAGCGAGACUAGUUCUCCAGACCCAGUUAUUCCAAAGAAAAAUGAUGCAGAAUCCCAAGCAACACCACCCAAGGAGCAGCUACAGACCAACGCGUCGUCAACGGCAGUAGCUACAUCUCCUUUAGAGGCAGCGGUGCACGAAGAAUCACAAGCCCAGGAUAAGGGUCAGCCAAACAUAGUCCAAACUGAAGUGCACCAGCCUGAUUUUAAACGAGCUUUACCACCGCCACCAGCUGGUAUUGACAAAUUUCCAAAUGUCACGGGACCAGAUACUUCAGCUUCAAGAAGACAGGAUCAAAAUCCACAUAAUUAUAAUAAUAAUAAUGAUGGUAUCGUCCCACCUCAACAGAAUUUCCAUCAACCUGAUCAACAUGGCUGGGAUCAUAUGGCAAGAAGAGAUUCAAGGAGCAACUGGAUGUUUGACCACAACUGCCCCUACCCCUACAACCGUGAUCAGGAGUUUUACCCUGUGCCCCCUCAUACCCAUGGUGAUCAGUACCAUGGACAAGAUCAGUAUUGGCCUAGAAAUGAUCAUAUUGGCAGACAACACCCACUUAGAGAUGGACGUGAAUAUCUUACUGAUGAUGCCAUUCAAAAUAGAGAGAAGCGGUCAUCCUCAUCUGGGGAUAAACAGAGUGGCACUCUUGUUUAUGAUAACAUUGUCAUCUGUGAAGACCCAUCCAAAGUGGUGAUGGGAAUAAGGAAUUCCGCUGGUGGAAAAGUUGGUGGCAGGGUCAGUGGGAACCGUGUCAUCAGAUAGGCUCCUCUCCGCACCAGAAUUUCUUCUGAUGUUAAAUUGUUGAAAUUAUAUAUUUUAAACAAUGCAUAUGAGUCACUGUUGUAAAUUUUCAAUAUUAUAUGAGAGGAGUUCCAAUGAAAAUUCAGUUUUUUU